Messenger RNA from Leopardus geoffroyi (Geoffroy's cat), 4652 nucleotides. It is a transcript of the gene WDFY1, whose product is annotated as WD repeat and FYVE domain containing 1. Gene Ontology annotation, molecular function: protein binding; metal ion binding. The coding region runs from base 133 to 1365 and encodes 410 amino acids. The transcript is spliced from 12 exons. Lineage: Eukaryota; Metazoa; Chordata; Mammalia; Carnivora; Felidae. The record is from RefSeq and is a predicted model, not a curated record.
GGAGCUUACGGCGGCGCGGCGCCCACGCGGCCCCGGGAGCCCGAGCGGAACCGGCGCGUCCCCGCCCGCCCGGCCGUCAGCUGAUGGGCUUCCCGCCCGGGAGGCCGCUGCCGCCGCCGCCGUCGUGCGAACAUGGCGGCCGAGAUCCACUCCAGGCCGCAGAGCAGCCGCCCGGUGCUGCUGAGCAAGAUCGAGGGGCACCAGGACGCCGUCACGGCCGCGCUUCUCAUCCCCAAGGAGGACGGCGUCAUCACGGCCAGCGAGGACAGAACCAUUCGAGUAUGGCUGAAAAGAGACAGUGGUCAGUACUGGCCCAGCAUUUACCACACAAUGGCCUCUCCUUGCUCUGCUAUGGCUUACCAUCAUGACAGCAGACGGAUAUUUGUGGGCCAAGAUAAUGGAGCCGUCAUGGAAUUUCAUGUUUCUGAAGAUUUUAAUAAAAUGAACUUUAUCAAGACUUACCCAGCUCAUCAGAACCGAGUGUCUGCGAUUAUCUUCAGCGUGGCUGCCGAGUGGGUGAUCAGCACCGGCCACGACAAGUGCGUCAGCUGGAUGUGCACCCGCAGCGGGAACAUGCUCGGGAGGCACUUCUUCACUUCCUGGGCUUCGUGUUUACAAUACGAUUAUGAUACUCAGUAUGCUUUUGUUGGCGAUUACUCUGGGCAGAUCACCCUGCUGAAGCUUGAACAGAACUCCUGUUCAGUUAUUACAACCCUCAAAGGACAUGAAGGUAGCAUCGCCUGCCUCUGGUGGGACCCUCUUCAGCGGUUACUCUUCUCGGGAGCCUCUGACAACAGCAUCAUCAUGUGGGACAUCGGAGGAAGGAAAGGCCGCACCCUGCUGCUGCAGGGCCACCAUGACAGGGUGCAGUCCCUGUGUUACCUUCAGCUCACGAGGCAGCUCGUCUCCUGUUCGUCGGAUGGUGGAAUCGCAGUGUGGAACAUGGACGUUAGCAGAGAGGAGGCUCCUCAGUGGUUAGAGAGCGAUUCUUGUCAGAAAUGCGAGCAGCCCUUUUUCUGGAACAUAAAACAGAUGUGGGACACAAAGACACUAGGGUUGAGACAGCAUCACUGCAGGAAGUGCGGGCAGGCUGUCUGCGGCAAGUGCAGCAGCAAGCGCUCCAGCUACCCCGUCAUGGGCUUCGAGUUCCAAGUCCGCGUGUGCGAUUCCUGCUACGACUCCAUCAAAGACGAGGAUCGGACUUCUCUAGCAACCUUCCAUGAAGGAAAGCAUAACAUUACCCACAUGUCCAUGGACGUUGCCAGGGGACUGAUGGUGACCUGUGGGACCGACCGCAUCGUAAAGAUUUGGGACAUGACACCUGUGGUGGGCUGCAGUCUGGCAACUGGGUUUUCUCCGUGUUGAUCCGGGAGCCGGGCGAGGCCUGCACCUUCCCAGAGGCGCCCUUCACCAAAUGCAGCCGUUCCCCAUGGCGCCACCGUCCCCAUCACGGGAAUGGCCAGUAGCCGCCAAAACGACUAAGCAACAUUUUUUUAAAAAAGAAAAACAUGUCACCUGUGUUUGGGGGCACUUGUGGCACGACCUGUGGGGACGAAGUGACCUCGGUAAGGCUCCCUCGUGAACAGGGAGCUCGUGUGUGCUGAAGGAGCGACGGGGCAAAUGCGAGUUUCAGAGGAAAAACUAUUGAACAAAAGAGCGCCAAUGCUUAGAACUUUGUUAAAGCAGUUCUGGGUGCAAGCCCCCUUCUGUCAGACUCGUGGGCCCUCCACGGGCUUCGGUGGCUCUGUCGGCUUCGGUGGCUCUGUCGUCAGAGCAGGGAGCAGGGGGAGGAGAACAUGCUCUCUCCGUCUUGAGGGGCGCAGCAGGAGCUCAAGAGCCCAGAGGGCCCCUCCUUCCUUACUGUCUGCGUGGGAGGAUCCUGUGCACUUAGUUAUGGACAAACUUCUGAAGGAUCCCUGUUCUGGGCAGGUAGGGCCGUUAUCCGCCCUCGGUGUUUGGCACAUUCGUUGCUUCCUCUUCCCAGACCGUAUGCCCCGGCCAACCUUCACGGUUGUUACUAAGCGAGCUGUAAAAUUUCUAGAUUAACCCGGGCAGCCCACCUUCUUCCCUUUCCCCCAGACGUGCUCUGAGGACAAAACGUAUUUAUGGUGCUGUUAACGUGGGAGUCACACGAGCCGCCUGACUCCCUCACUACAGUCAGAAACGACCAAUGGAAAAUGGAAAACCCCACCCAGCUACCAGCAUGACUGCGAAGGGAAGCGAUCGUUCUGUUCCACGGAACGGCGCAGUCCUCCGAAAAGACACAUGCAUUCGGUUUGUAGUUCCAAGAUGAGCCCCUGUGCUAUUGUGGCAAUUUGAUAUACACCUCAGAAAAGAACUCCAGAGCUUUUUAAACUGUGCUGACUCUUUGCUGUGAGGAAUAUCGUUAAUAUUUCAUAGGAGGGAAUGGGCAACCCAGAGCAGCAAUUGUUCACCAGGUCCUGCACAGUCAUUGCUACCUUGUAAAUCACGUUCAUAACAACCAGCGAAUUCUCUCGUGUCAAAUGGCAUUUUAAAAGUUUGUGGCCACUUAGUACCGGGAUGGGGAAGAGGUGGGGAAGGGGGAGCCUGUCUUUUAAUAUUCCAGUAUUUAUUUCUUGGACUGUUUGUUUUUACAGUAGUACACGUACCUGUUCAGGUCUGUGCAAGUGAGUGGAGAGAGGCCUACUUUUCUGAAAGACAGAUUUUAAAGUAGAGAGCAACAGUGUUUUUGUUAGUCUUACUGGUGGAUACUGAUAGAAACUACUGCGUCACUGUGUUGGGAUCAUAUCAAGACAGCGUGGUUGUUCUGAACGAUACCAUGAAGGGACUAAAUCUGUUUUUUCACAACGGCUGAGAGGGACUAUAAUGUUUAAGGCAGGCAGUUAAACUAAGAUAUCUUAAUGGCCAAGUGACGCAAAUAAUAAGGAAAGGAUUCUAGAAUGAUCUGCAUUAAAAAUUGACUUGCCUUCAGAAAUACGACUGAAGGAUUUUGUUGCUCCUUAUAAUUUUUGUGUUAUAUCACCUUUAAUAACAUUUCUUAAGCUCUUUACAAAACAUAUGAUACACAGCCUGGAAGAAAGCUUGAGGGGUGUGAUCUUAAAGGGCAGCAUUGAAUGUUAGAUUUCGUUCAGUUAAUGGUCCAGCUCGUACAAAGGUGCUAUCCUGGGGAUUUCAUGAAGUCCUGAAAGGAAAAUAGUAUAUGAUCUGUUUCUGGCCGUGUUAAAGAGUACUGAGCUGUGGUUCUGUUUGCCUUUAACUUCUGUCCAAUGUGAUUUUAUCGUGUCCAUGGUAGACAGCACAAUAUCACGCCGUAGCUUUCAGCCUUUUUUUUUUUUUUUUUACUGUAAAAAAUUCUUAAUGGAAAACCCAGUGUUCUAUAGAGAAUAUUAGAGAAUAUAAGGUUGUGAGAGCACCUGCUAAGGGGUUAAGCUAAUAUACGCCAAGGAGGAAAGGCAUAUAUAACAAAGAACUAGAGACGGGUAUCCAGAAAAGGAAGGAAUGUUUCGAUUGACUUCUGUCUCCAUCAGAGCCUGUUAAUCACUUUUCUUUUUAAAAACACACAUGGCAAGCUUGUCUUGUCUCUACUACUUACUAGGGAGCAAAUGGGGUAAUAUUUUUAUAGAGGUGGGCAAAAAUUAUUUUCUCAAUUCUGCUGACUGGGCACAUAAGGAAAAUACCGCUAGACUUCUAGUUAUUGCCUUAUUUUGACUGCGUUGCUCUUAAACAGGUCAUUUAAAAUAGUUCUUCAAGUAACAGUUUAUGGUUUUCCCAUUCCUGAAUACUCACGCUAAUUUCUGCUAAUAGGGAUUAAAAAGUACAGAAUGUUAGAGAAAAUCCUCACGUUUAGAUCUAGUUAUGUAUGUGAUAAGGAAAUGUCAAUUCUUCAUUCUAGACAUGUUCUAAAAUUGCCCUUUUUAACGCAAAUGAUAGAAACACCGGCGUAGCAUUAGCCGGAAACGUUAUUCAGUACGCUGUAAAUCUCUGUUUACUAUGUCCUGCUUCUGUCCUGCUGCCUGGAGGAUGUAAACAAAAAAUAGUGCUCUCGAAUGCGUCACUUGGUUCUCUCCCUAAAGAAUUCAGUUUGCUAGUACCUACAUUUUUAAACUGUUCAAACUGGCCUGAAUAUGUAAUAAAUACCAUAGUGACUCAGACCCAAGGAAAUAUUUUCUAAAAUGAGUUUUCAUUAAAUUACUUUCUACUUCUGUUACUGGAUCUGGUGUCUCCUAAAAUGUAAGGAACCAGUUACUAUUCAUGAUAAAGCAUCUGCUCAUUAUCAGUGUGAGGUUUAACAAAUAAGUAAUAACAUGCGGUAUUUAUUCGAGUGUCUAUUGCUUAAUUGUUAAUUGUGAGCAGAUUAUUUGAAUGCCUACUCUAUUUUCUGUAGUUUACUAUACAGUAACUCUUUGAGUAAAUUGAGGUUUAAUUGUGCAACAAAUUUAUAUUAGAAUACAAUUUAAAGUGUUUUACUCUAUAGCCUUUUUGACUGGGGAAGCAAAGGGCAAUGUUGAUUAGUACAUUUUGUCUUGUACUAGCUACGUUUCUAUAAGACAUGGUGCCCUGUGUGUCCCAGAGAGUUAGAAAACUUUGUCCUUUGCUCCUGUUUGUGGGUUCUGUUUUUUUGUGUUAUUUUUGAGAAUAUGCAUACACAAUAAAAUGUUCCUUGCUUGUUA